AAACACGGGACAGCGUUAGUCUCGCGGAGCACAUUGCACGGUGUACAUGGUUCAGCGUGGACAAAAGUACGAUUAAAUAAAAAGAAAUAGAAAGAAAGAUAGAGAAAAAAAGCGAGCGAGUCAUCUUGCAAAGAGCAUUAGAGAGAAAGAGAGAAAAAGAGAGAGACCGGGUUUGACUCGAAUAGUGCGUUUUUUAAAACGAUAUACAUGUGCGCACACAUACAUACACAUAAUAUAUAUAUAUAUAUAUAUACAUACAUAUACAUACACCAUAGUACCAGCAGAAUAAACGUAUUUUAACAGGCGCGUAGUAAUUAGGUGAGAAGAAAUUUUAUGAAAAGAAUAAAUCCAAGUCAAACGAAAACAUUGAUAUAGGAAAAUAUAUCGUGUAGGUGAUAAAUAAACGAGAGAGGUAAGAUUAAAAAAAUAACGAACGAAAAAAUUAAAAAAAAAGGAAAUUAAAAAAAUAAGAAAUAAAAGAGAGAGAGAGAGAGAGAGAGAGACAAAUAUACAAAAAAAAAGAACAAACGUACGAUAAAUAGAAAUACUUCAAGGAUGAACAAAAUGGAUUACAUGGAAGUAACAUGUCCGAAUUAUUCGUACGUAUUUAAUUUCGAAGAAAAGUUUAUGCAUCAGGAUACAAGAGCAUGGAUGUUGAAACAUUGGACAAGUGCAUUUUAUUAUUGUGGUAUAUAUAUGAUAUUAAUUUUUGGUGGUCAACAUUACAUGGCAAGUAGACCGAAAUUCGAACUACGAGGUAUUCUCACCUUAUGGAACACCCUAUUAGCAUCGUUCUCCAUUAUUGGAUUUACCAGAACGGCGACUGAAUUCAUACACGUGCUCAGGAAUCAUGGACUUUAUUACAGUGUUUGUAUACCAAGUUUCAUCGUUCAAGACCGAGUGUCGGGCUUUUGGACAUGGAUGUUCGUGUUAUCAAAGUUACCGGAGCUAGGUGAUACCGUGUUCAUUGUUCUACGUAAACAGCCAUUGAUAUUUUUACAUUGGUAUCACCACAUAACCGUGUUGCUAUAUUCAUGGUUUUCAUAUACGGAAUACGCGUCAUCGGCAAGAUGGUUCAUCGUAAUGAAUUAUUGCGUUCACUCGUUGAUGUAUAGCUAUUACGCAUUGAAGGCUAUGCGUUAUUCGCCACCAAAAUGGAUCUCGAUGCUGGUCACGGGAUUGCAAUUGUCACAAAUGGUGAUGGGCUGUGCCAUAAAUGUGUGGGCUUAUCAGUACCUGAAACAAGGACAGUCGGAGUGUCACAUAUCACGAUUAAACAUCAGGCUUAGCCUGGCAAUGUACUUCAGUUAUUUCGUCCUAUUCGCACAGUUCUUCCACAAGGCCUAUUUGGGCAGAGACUCGUCGAGAAAAUCUAUGAAGAAGUUGUAUACUAACGGUAUGAUUACGGCAUCCUCGUCUACCACAUCUAUGACGAUGGAGGACCAUAUGGUCGUACCAACGAAAUACGCGAAUGGUAAACUGAAGGAAAAUUAAGAAGGAAAGAGAAGACAACAACAACAACAACAACAACACAACAACAAUAACUACGACGACAACUACGACAACUAUAACAAAAA
Molecule: messenger RNA, 1577 nt
Organism: Vespa mandarinia (Asian giant hornet)
Lineage: Eukaryota; Metazoa; Arthropoda; Insecta; Hymenoptera; Vespidae
Product: very long chain fatty acid elongase 6-like
Biological process (GO): fatty acid elongation, polyunsaturated fatty acid; fatty acid elongation, saturated fatty acid; fatty acid elongation, monounsaturated fatty acid
Cellular component (GO): endoplasmic reticulum membrane
Molecular function (GO): fatty acid elongase activity
Source: RefSeq, a predicted model, not a curated record